CAAAUUUCCACACCUUUUCUUUUUCCUUUUUCCAACAACGUAUCAAACGGCGCAAUCUUCAAAAUAUUGCUGCUACCCGAAAACCUAUCCCCUCGAAUUGCCAUUUGAUACUUGCUGCUUUUACAGCUGCGCAACAGCUGAUUUUGUUUAAAUACCCAGCGCGCCAAACCCAUCUGGGUUUGGAGUUUUCAGCUAAGGCUCGAUCCCGAAAUAAACAAUUGGGCGGAGGCGCGACGGAUAAACAAAGGCUCGCCGCCACCCGUCUGUCCGGUCAUUCUCGAAGCAAGAAAAAGAGCCCGGCCCAAAACAAAACAAGAAUACGCCGAUUCGUUGGAUGAGCAUCAAAUUAUACCAAGAAUAAAAGCAACAAUAAAGGCGCACGGAAAAACCAACAAAUUCCAAUUCUUCUACCCAUCGCCCCUCGCUCCUCCUGUCUCCUCCUCCUCCCUUCAUGACAGCCGCCACCACAGAAACAACAAAAUGCAAAAGAUGGCUGAACCGCCGCAGCCCCAACAACAUCCAAACCUCCCUUCUUUUGCGGCGCGGGCUGCCAUAGCCCGCUCGCGCUUCCAAGAGGGAUCCAUGAACGACCGUGUGUCCGCCGUGCCGCCUGCAGACUUUCUGGGGAGUGCACAGGGUGAAGAAAUUAUCGAGGUCGGCCGCCUGGCCUACACGACCACGGCGAGUUCUGAUACCACGUUCAAUGCCAGUCGUGACAAUGACAAGAGCAAGAUGAACCGCCGGUCGGUGCAGUCCAACGUCUCGGGCGGUUCUUCGUCGUCCAAGAAGUCAAGUUUCUUCGGGCCGCUCUUGGACGGCCUCAAGGAGAAGCUGGGCAUUGGGCGCAGCAAGUCAUCCCACAACUUUGGCAAGGACAGCAGGAGCGGCAGCAGCAGCAGCAGUGUUGGCAGCAAUGAUGGUGUGCAUGCGCCUCCCCCUCUGCCGCAGCAGCCUUUCUCGUCGGCGCACAUCAUCUCCAACUCGGCACCCAACACUCCUACAUUCCCCAACUUUGACGCAGCCGCGGCCGCCACGGCAGGCGGUGCGAGGCCGACCAGGGAAGAGAUCAUGGCUAGUUACCAGAAUCUCAUGAAGUCAGGCUUCUUUGAUGCGCACGUCAUCCAGUCUUCGCGCCACGCGCCUCCAGGGUCACGACCUGGUACGUUGCCAUCGCAGAUGUCGCAGGCUCGCCCGUCUACCAGCCAUGGUCGACACCAGUCUGACCAAUUCCAAUUCCCCAACCGGGAUCGGGAGGUUGAGCAACAAGCGUAUACGCAGCAGCCAGAGUCACCAUACCGCGGCACAAAGCGUAGCCGCGCUGAUGGUGACGAGGCAGGACAUGGUGGCUCCACGGCGGGUCACAGACUGAUCAAAAAGCUGCGAAAGUCGACGAGCCGCCUCGCGGAUAGGAAGCCCUUUGGCGGUCAACCUCUGUCUUCGCCGACCGAGGAGACCUUUACUGGCUUGGGCAUUAUGAACCAGCAGCCCCAGCAGCAGCAGCAGCAACAGCAACAACAACAACCUGGCAACGACCAUGACGGUGCUCUUAGUGGGAUGAAGAAGCUCACAAAGUCGCUAUCGCGGAAGAAUUUAACCGGAAGCCUGCGCGGCAGGGACAAGGGCCUUGUGUCUAAUGAACAAACACUUCCGGAUAUCGCCGCCGGGUGGACCGGAAGGCAGGAUCAUCGACACGAGUCUGAUCUCCCUCGACAGCGUGAUGGCGAGAUCAUGAAUGACUCUCAAUACCGAGAGCGUCGCGCCGAGCGCAGGCAGCACCAGCACCAGACGCCGCUUAGCUCGCCGAUCCGGUCACCCCCGCAGCUCCCCAGCCCUCGCAACAGCUUCGAGAGGAGCCCGUCGCGCGAUGAGUACCAGCACCACCACACGCUCAGCUCUCCAACCAAACUACAGCGCAGAAUGCCUCUGAAGACUGGUGGCAGCGGUGGCGCCAGGCAGGCACCAGGCCAGUCUCCAUACCGGAGCAGCAUGCCGCCGUCAACGCACGCCAACUCUACAUCCUCCCGACACAACAUGAUGCUCUCGUCUGUGACGGCACCAACGGUGGUCCCAGUGCCGCCUCCGAGCUUCCACUACCCGCAGCGUAGGAGACCGCAGCCACUCUCAUCUGAGCCGCUCCGUGUGUCGCCCAGCGGUGGUAGGGGCAACAGGCGCGCCACAGCCGUCGCGAUGGGAGUGAAGCACUAUGCCAGCAUGGAUGUCGUCAUGGUUGAUGUUGGCGACUGCGAGAACAAGAUGCGUUACUGACCCUCUGUGCCGCGAUCAUCGGCGCCGCUGCCGCUCUUGGGCCGCAUCAUACACUACCUUUCAGCGCGGUCAUUGUAUAAAAACUAUCGGUUGUUGCCUUGCCGGUCUGCGUCACCCUGUUUCCUGGGAGCAGAUGACUGGCUGGCAACCAACAUUGUAUAAAAAGCACACGGUUUAUGUUGUCCUUCAUCGUUGGGAUCAUUCCAGUCCCUGGGAAUGUGAACGAUGAUUGACCGGGGUUAUCAUUUAUUUGGCUUGGGAUCUUGGUCUGCUUCCCUGCUUUCUCUCUUUCUCAUUUCUGUUCUCGUCUUUUUGCGUCCUAGUACAUAUUGGUUUCAUGGACGAUGGACGAGUGACAACUGGCUCGUUGAGACAGUGGUGAGAAAGACAUCGAAAGCUGGUGGGGAGUACGAAGACGACUUUUUUCUUUUGGCGGCGGUUUGUUGAUUUUCUGCCCGCCUUUUCACGACUCUUGCUUGUCUUUUUGUCAUGAUGACAUUACGAGAACAUGCCCAUGAACAAAGAACGCAUCGCCUUCAUGAAUAUAUGUAUCUCUGUUUCCCAUUUACGGGACAGGGAUUGGAAGAAGACAACUUUGGCUUGGUCUUUUUGUAUUCUGCUUUUUUUUUCUUUUUUUGCCUAGAUCUCAGAUGGGUUAUUUGGGUCAUAGAGUCGAGUUACAAAAAUAAUCUUGCAUGCUUACAACGCAUCCCCUGAUACGUUCACUGAUUUACUGUCAAGAAACAUUGAGCUGG
Molecule: messenger RNA, 3020 nt
Organism: Pyricularia oryzae 70-15
Lineage: Eukaryota; Fungi; Ascomycota; Sordariomycetes; Magnaporthales; Pyriculariaceae
Exons: 1
Coding region: 481-2265 (594 amino acids)
Source: RefSeq, a predicted model, not a curated record